AUGGCCGCAGAGGGAGAACCUGUCGUCGCGCCUACGAGGCCGACGACGGGAGAUGUCAGCUCGAAUUCGGGCAGCGAUUCCGAAGGCUCUGGCGCCAAGUUCAACGAGCAGACAAACUAUGUCCCGAGGAGCACCAUCAUCACGAUAUUCCUGGCCUGUGCCAGCGUGGACUUGGUCGCUUUGAUGGACCAGACCACCCUCGCCGCCAGUUUGUACAUUAUCGGCGCCUCUUUUGGCUCCACGAAGGAAGUUUCCUGGAUCGCCAGCGGUUACUUCAUCACCUCCACGAUUGGUCAAUUGAUUUACGGUCGGCUGUCCGAUAUCUGGUCGAGAAAGGUCGUCCUGCUCACCGGGCUCGCCAUCUUCUUCUUCGGUUCCCUCGCCUCGUCCCUCGCCCAGUCGGUCCUCCAGCUCACCGUCUUUCGCGCCUUCACCGGUAUCGGCGGCGGCGGCCUCAUGACCGUCGCCCAGCUCAUCGUCAGCGAUGUCGUGCCCCUGAGAGAGCGCGGCAAGUACCAGGGUAUUCUUGGUGCUGUUGUCGCACUGGCAAACGGCAUCGGUCCUGUUAUUGGAGGCGCCCUUUCGUCCAAGUCCAAGGAAUCAUGGCGCUGGAUCUUUCGCCUCAAUCUGCCAUUGACUAUCCUGACGACGUGCUGUGUUGUCUUCAUCAUGCCACUGAAGAGGGUGCAAGGAGAUUGGAGAGUUAAACUAAAGGCGGUCGAUUUCAUCGGCAUCGCCCUGUCCUUUGCCGGCAUGAUUGCCAUCAUUCUUGGUCUCACCUGGGGCGGAAGCGAGUAUCCCUGGAAGUCCGCGCCUGUCAUUGCCUGUCUUGCCGCCGGCGCAGCCAUCUGCGUCGCCUUUGUCCUUUGGCAAUGGAAGGGCCCUGAAUACCCUCUCGUGCCUUUACACAUCUUCAAGUCCAAGAUUGUCAACGGUGCUUGCCUGACAAUGAUGAUCAACGGAUGGAACUUUGUCAUGCAAGUCUACUACGUGCCUACCUUUUACCAGCUCGUCUACGGCUACUCAGCCACCAAGUCCGGCGCCCUCCUGCUGCCCAUCACCAUCGUGCAGACCGUCAGCAGCACCGCGUCCGGCCUUGUCGUCCACUGGGUGGGCAGGUACCGAGAGUGCAUCCUGUUCGGCUGGCUGUGCUGGGCCAUCGGGCUCGGCCUCAUGUCGACGCUGAACGAGCACACUGGCCUUGACAAGCAGAUUGGCUACUCCGUCCUGAUCGGCAUCGGCGUCGGAAACACCAUGCAGCCGGCCUUGAUUGCCGCACAGGCUGGCGUCUCAAGACGCGACAUGGCCGUGGCCACGUCCUUUAGAAACUUCAUUCGCAACGUCGGCUCAACCAUGGGCUUGGCCGUCUGCGGCUCCAUCAUCAACAAUGUCCUGAGAAAUGCCAUUUCGCAUCUUGACCUAGGUGAUGAAGCCUUGAAGGAUCUCCUGCGAAACCCACGCACUUACACAGACACGCUGUCCUUUGAGCAGGCUGCCGCGGUCCGCGCUGUGGUCAUCCCCGCCUACAAGAGAGGAUUCCGCAUCAUCUUUCUUGUCGGGGCGGGACUGGCAGUUUUGGGCUUCCUCCUCGCCUUUGUCUUGAUGCCCCAGAUUUCCCUGUCCCGACCAGACGAUGAGAAGCUUAAGGAGGAAGGCCGCAAGGCCCACGAGGCCCGUAAGCAAAAGAGUAAGGCUUGA
This is a messenger RNA of Cordyceps fumosorosea ARSEF 2679, 1698 nucleotides long. RefSeq names its product Major facilitator superfamily domain, general substrate transporter. Gene Ontology annotation, biological process: transmembrane transport. NCBI's taxonomy places the organism in Eukaryota, Fungi, Ascomycota, Sordariomycetes, Hypocreales, Cordycipitaceae. The coding region runs from base 1 to 1698 and encodes 565 amino acids. The transcript has 9 exons. Gene Ontology annotation, molecular function: transmembrane transporter activity. The record is from RefSeq and is a predicted model, not a curated record.